AUGAGUAGAGUUGGUGGAGAAAUGGAAGAGAGACUACUAAAUGGGUCAGAGACAGAGCAAAGGAGAGAGAAUCUUUACUUUAGGAAGAAGGUUUGGAAUGAAGUAAGGAAGAUGUGGAGGAUAGCUUUACCAUCGACUUUGUUCAGAGUGACGUCAUUUGGAUGCAUAGUAGUGGCUCAAGUCUUUAUUGGCCACACGAGCGAAACGGGUCUCGCUGCUUAUGCUCUCCUUCAAAGCACUUUCAUACGAUUCAUCUAUGGUGUUAUGGCAGGUAUGUCAAGUGCAACGGAGACGUUAUGUGGACAAGCAUACGGUGCACAACAAUAUGACAUGAUGGGGAUAUAUCUACAACGUUCUUGGUUAAUAGACAUGGUUGUAGCCACUCUCUUUGUUCCUUUCAUCGUCUUCGCGGGUCCUAUCCUCCGGUUACUAGGCCAAAACAUUGAGAUUACCAAGACGGUAGACGAGAUCUACCCUUGGGUCAUCCCUUAUCUCUACAGCCUUGUGUUCACCAUGACAAUGCAAAUGUACCUCCAAGCGCAGAUGAAGAACGCCAUCAUAGGCGUUCUCUCGACCCUAGCCCUGGUCUUGGACAUUGCGGUCACGUGGUUGUGUGUGAGCGUGAUGGGGAUGGGGAUACAUGGUGCGCUUCUAGGGCUUAAUGUAAGCUCGUGGACAGUGGCAAUAGCCGAGUUUGUUUACGUUUUUGGAGGGUGGUGCCCGCAUAGUUGGACCGGCUUUAGCACUGCUGCUUUUGUUGAUCUUGUUCCCCUGCUCAAGUUAUCGAUAUCCUCUGGAUUCAUGCUAUGCUUAGAGUAUUGGUACAUGAGCAUCAUUGUCUUAAUGUCCGGAUAUACAAAGGAUGCGAAUAUUGCAAUUUCUGCCUUCUCCAUAUGCCAAUAUAUAUUCGUAUGGGAGAUGAACGUAAGCUUUGGCUUGAUGGGUGCAGCAUGUGUUCGAGUGGCCAACGAAUUGGGAAAAGGAGAUGCGAAUGCGGUGAAAUUCUCCAUAAAAGUGGUGCUUGUGGUAUCAACAGUGAUCGGUGUGACAUGGUCUGCUCUUUGCUUAGCUUUUGGCGGUGAGAUUUCGUAUCUGUUCUCUGAUAGCCACAAAGUUUCGGAGGCAGUCAGUGAUCUCUCCAUAGUCCUUAGCAUAUCCAUUCUCUUCAACAUCAUCCAGCCCAUUCUCUCUGGGGUUGCAAUUGGAGCAGGGAUGCAGACUAUUGUAGCAUUUGUGAACUUAGCAUCUUAUUAUGGAAUUGGUAUACCUUUCGGUGUCCUCCUUGUUUACAUUUUCCAGUUGGGUAUUAAGGGACUAUGGUCUGGGAUGUUGGUUGGAGUUGGUAUACAAACUUUGAUAUUGUGUUAUGUUAUAUACAAAACUGACUGGGAAAUGGAGGUUAGGAAGACGAACGAUCGUAUGAAAACGUGGUCUCUAAAGUCAUCUAAUGUAGAAUCGAGUACUCUCUCGACGAGCGAUGAAGAGAGGAAGUGA
Arabis nemorensis is the source of this 1494-nucleotide messenger RNA. The record is from the annotation of a GenBank genome assembly. Lineage: Eukaryota; Viridiplantae; Streptophyta; Magnoliopsida; Brassicales; Brassicaceae.